AUGAAGAAAAUAUUCUUCGCACUUGCUGCGAUUUUGGCUGUUUCAGCAGCCUACGUCGUUCAAGUAGCUCCAGAACAUGAGAAACAUUAUCAUUUACUUGGAGAAGAAUUUUGUACAUGGGGUCCAGGAUUCUGGUGUAAAAAUAUAACAAAUGCAGCUCAAUGUGGAGCAACAAAGCACUGUAUUGAGAAACAAUGGAAAGAUAUGAAAGUACCCGAGGAUCGUGACAGCGUCUGUCAGAUUUGUAAGGACAUGGUCCAGCAAGCGAGAGAUCAACUGGAGAGUAACCAGACUCAAGAAGAUCUGAAAGCUGUAUUUGAAGGCAGCUGUAAAUUGAUGAUGGUCAAACCAAUUGUCGAGGAAUGCGACAAACUGGUGGAUCAAUUUAUUCCAGAACUGGUUGAGACUCUCGCCUCUCAAAUGAAUCCAUCAGUCGUCUGCUCAGUUUCUGGGUUAUGUAAUUCAGCAAGAAUCGAUCAGCUCCUGCUUGAAAAUGAACAAACUCUCAAGAAGGCUUAUAAAAAAAUAAUUCCAUUGAAAAAUGAUGAAAUCGAACCUGACGAGUGCUCUAAGUGUUUCACAAUAGCAACACACAUGGAAGAUAAAUUGAAGAAAACAUCGAAAGAUCAAUUUGUUGACAGACUACUCGUGGUUUGCGGACAUAUGGGCUCAUUCUCAGAUGCUUGCUCAUCAAUUGUUCUAGUUCACUACAGAGUAUUGUAUGACCAACUUCAGAAUAAAUUCAAUGCUAAAAGUAUCUGUCAUUUAUCUGGCCAGUGUUCAAGCGUUUUUCACCAACACGAGGAUGAAAGUGACCAGACUCCCAAGGUCGAAAUCCGUCCUCUGUCAAGCGUAGGAAUAGUUGAUAUUGGUGAUGAUUUGCCUUGUAAAUUAUGCCAACAACUGGUUGGUCAUCUGAAAGAUUUACUUGUUGCUAAUACAACAGAAACUGAAUUCAAACAAGUGCUUGAAGGUUUUUGCAAGCAAACUAAUUCAUUCAAAGAUGAGUGUGUAUCAAUUGUCGACCAAUACUAUCCCGAAAUUUACCAAUACCUUGUCAAUGGAUUAGACAGUAAUGCAGUUUGUGAAAUGGCCGGAAUUUGCCCAGCCCCUGGCCGAAAAUUGGAUCGACCAAUAAUGCCACUCUUGCCGACUGAAUCAGCUUCAGUAGCAAUCGAAAUUGCCAAGGAAAGAAAAACUAAGAAAGCACACAACUUGGGCGAAAACGGAGCGGAAGUAAAAAAAACUGAAGCAGACGAGAUGCAGCUUCCAACUGAUUUAUUAACUACUUCACUUCAUAUAUUGGGUAUGCCGAACAUGGAUGUAAAUGGACAAAAGACCUGUGCAUUAUGUGAAUUUGUACUUCAUGAAUUGCAAAAAGAAAUUACUGAGACAUCAACAGAAGCUGAAAUUGAAGAAGCAGUCAAUAGUAAAGUUUGUGAUAAAAUGCCUGAUGUCAUUGGUCACAUGUGUCACGAAUUUGUACAAACCUAUGGUAAUGCAGUAAUUGCUAUGUUUGUCCAAAAAAUUGACCCAACAUUGGUUUGUCCGUUGAUGCACUUGUGUCCAACACAAGAAGCAAUAAAGGAAUGGGAACAAAUCCCAGAAGAACACAUGAUCAAGAGUGAAGUCGAGGAUAAACCAAGCUGCCCAUUGUGUCUUUUGGCAGUUAAUCAGCUCUACAAUGUUAUCAAGAGCAACAAAACUGAAGAAAAUAUAAUAAGUGAACUAGACAGAUUGUGCUUACACUUACCACAAGAUCUGUCGAAACAAUGCGUUGACUUGGUUAAAAUUUACAGCAAAGAGCUUAUUGAUAUGCUUUUAGCAGACAUGACACCACAAGAAGUUUGUGUUGCGUUGAAAUUGUGUGACCCACAGAAAAACGUCGGCCCGACAAGCAAUUACCCAAUGGAUAAAGACGGCGAAAUUAUCAGCAAUGAAAUCCCAUACUUCUCACUUCAAACAUCAAAACCGUUUUUCUCGGAGAAAGAAACUACCAAGUGCGUAAUUUGCGAAACAAUUAUGGAGUAUUUAGAAAAAGCGAUGAGCAAAAAAUCAACUAGAGAUGAAAUUGAAAAGUUAGUUCAUGAAGUUUGCGAAUAUUUACCGAAGUCAGCGGCUAAGCAGUGUGAUAACUUUGUCAAUGAAUACGCGGAUUUAGUUAUUACACUUUUGUCUCAAGAAGUUAGUCCCCGUGAAAUCUGUACUCUUGUCAAUGCAUGUGAAGACAAAGUUCAGCAAAUAAUGGAAUCAGUAUCUGAGUGUGCAUUGUGUCAAGCGAUCCUUUCAUCGGUUGAUAAUUUACUAACAAAUCCUAAGGUUGACGAUAGAAUUGAAGAAGUAAUUAAUUCUGCAUGUGAUUACAUACCGCCGGGCAAACACGAUAAGUGUGUGAUGCUGCUUGAAGUUUACGAGCAGAGUAUUAUAAACUUGUUAAAAAUGAACGUCGAUACUAAAAAGAUCUGCACAAAAAUGUCUCUAUGUUCUUCAACAGACAUGUUUGCAAUGUCUCACGUUGAUUUUCGCAAAAACAGACUUCAACUUCGCAAUUUGAAUGUUAAGUAA
Molecule: messenger RNA, 2565 nt
Organism: Cotesia congregata
Lineage: Eukaryota; Metazoa; Arthropoda; Insecta; Hymenoptera; Braconidae
Source: the annotation of a GenBank genome assembly